UUGCAAAAUUAUGUAAGGUUUGAGGGCCUUCAGACCAAUUCCAAACAUGUAAGGGACUAAUCUGAAGAUCCGAGGGGCUAACAACGUAGGUUUUGUUUCUGAUCAGAUGAGCCUCUGGUGAGCUUAAGAGCGAGCAUGGAAACGACGGAGUCAGGCCGGAACGCGAGGGAAUCGCUGGAUCUGGCGUUCAAGAUGUCGAACAUUCUGGAAGCGGGGCUGGAUCGGCACACCCUCUCCCUCCUCAUCGCCCUCUGCGAUCGCGGAGUCAAUCCCGAAGCCCUAGCCGCCCUCGUCCGCGAGCUCUCUCCUCCGCAAGAUCCCGUCACCGCCCCAAACCCUAGCUCUCGCCAACCCUGACCUCACCCCGCGCGCGCGUUCUCUCUCCUUCCCUCUUUCUCCGGUAAAAGAAACUUUUUU
Asparagus officinalis (garden asparagus) is the source of this 417-nucleotide messenger RNA. RefSeq names its product mitotic-spindle organizing protein 1A-like. The transcript has a single exon. The coding region runs from base 136 to 357 and encodes 73 amino acids. Gene Ontology annotation, biological process: gamma-tubulin complex localization; mitotic spindle assembly; microtubule nucleation by interphase microtubule organizing center. Gene Ontology annotation, cellular component: gamma-tubulin ring complex; spindle; centrosome. NCBI's taxonomy places the organism in Eukaryota, Viridiplantae, Streptophyta, Magnoliopsida, Asparagales, Asparagaceae. The record is from RefSeq and is a predicted model, not a curated record.